Messenger RNA from Prorocentrum cordatum, 2001 nucleotides. The record is from the annotation of a GenBank genome assembly. NCBI's taxonomy places the organism in Eukaryota, Dinophyceae, Prorocentrales, Prorocentraceae.
AUGACUGCUGUUGGAGCCCAACUCUUGGUCCUGCUGCAGCUGCUACGCGUUCACGCUCUUGGUGUCCAGACAAAUAGGCACUCCGAGGGCGAGAAGGCGGUAAAGGCCAAGGCGCAUAAAGCCGCCCUUGGCGUGAUGAACAGGAUGGGCGUCACCAAGUACAAGCAUCAUAGAUUCAAGAGCGCCAAGAGGACGGACGGCAAGUUCUGCUGGCCUGACUCCGCCAACCGCGAUGGGCAGGUCUACGCUGGUGCGUCGGACCUCACGGACAACGUCUCGUGGGGUUGGCACCACCCGAGCGGAAUCUACAACACCAUCCCGGUCGGCAGCCCCCUGAUCGACGACCAGCUGAACAUCUACAUCGGGUCCGACGACGCCAUCCGGAAGUUCGACGUCAUGGGCAACAUCAAGUGGAGCUACGCACCCCGAGGCCAGCUCGCAGCGGCGCCCACCCUCGUCGCUGCCAGCAGCAGGCGCCAGGCGGCCCGGAUGAAGAGUGACAUGAGCGCGGAGGCAGAGGAAUUGUUGCGGCCAGAUUGGGCCAAGGGCAACGCUUCAGACACAGAGUCUUCUUUCCAGUUCUUCAAGGACUUCCAGGUCGGCGACGUCGUGAAAGUGAAGCCUGGCCUGAGCUACCGGGCGGACGGUAAGGAACUCUACAAGGACGGGGACCAGGGGACGAUCUCCGCCUUCGUCCCAGGGGAUGGCAAGGACAACAGGGCUGUCAUCCAAUGGUCGCGCACUGGACACAAAAGCGUGCUGGAUCUCCGCGCCAUAAAGAACCGCUUCGUGCGUGUACAGACGACGCAGGACGAUACUUCGCUGCCUCCAAUGAUUGUGGGCAGCACCACCGCAGGCUACGUGUUCGCGAUCGACCUCGACAAAGGAGAGGAGCUGUGGGCAACCUGGGCCUCGAACGACAUCGCUGGGGUCAAGGGGGCUGUGGCGGCCAAGGAUGGCAUCGUAGUGGUCGCAACCGACAGGUGCACUGACAGGUACUGCUACAGGUAUCGCAACCAGACCAUGUCCCUCUGGCCGGGCAAUUCCUACGUCCGGGGCUUGAGCGCUGCGGACGGCAGCGCCGUCUGGGAAUAUAAGACAAUGGCGCCCGUGUGGAAUAUGGUCCCGCUGUGGGGCCCAAGCUCCAACGUGUUUUUUCAAGAUUACGAGGGCAGGGUGUACAACCUAGACUUGCAGACUGGUGCUGAGAUAUGGAAGUCCGGAGGCAAUAUCGGGACGAACACCAACGCGGCCGCCGCAUACGAUCCUGGCCACAACAUGGUGUUCGCCCUCGGCAUGGGCUAUUACGAGGGCAAAUAUUGCAAUCCUUAUGUGGCACCCGGCAUCCUUGUUAAUUGCAACACAUGGCCAGGCGUCAGAGGCUGGAUCCGCGGCUACAACGCCACCUCCGGCAGGAAGCGAUGGGAGAAAGGGACGCCUGAGCCGCCGGCCAGCGCCGCCGUUGGCAUGCUCAACAGCCAGCCUGGUCACACUCGUUUGGUGGUCACCAUCGGCCACAACUGCAUGCACAACUCCCCGACGCAGAUCUGGUCCGUCGAUCCCCAUAACGGCCACGUCCGGUGGGAGAGGGACGGCCCGACGUUGUGGGCUGGUCACUGUGCUGGCGACAAGGAGGGUGCCGACAUCCGCAGGGCAAUGGGCGGCCGCGCCGCCUGCGUGCCGAACAGCUGGUCCACGCCGGCAAUCGAUGCGAACGGUGACGUGUACGUCGGCAACCAGGUUGGAGUUCUGCAGAAAUACGGCUCGCCAACCGGGAGGACAGCCGACGUCGCGCUGCUCUCGACUCUGACCACCGGCCACGCCUUCCAGGACUCGGCCAUCGCGUUCGGCGAAGGCAUCAUGGCCAUAUCGACGUGCACUUCCCUUAUUGUCUUGCAGACUUCGGAAGACUACUUGAACACCACGGACACCACAGUCACGGCUCCACCGAACCUUGAUGGGGAACCUUAUGGCUACAACCCCUUCCCUCCGCCUGCAUAA